AUGGGAGUCGGCAACAAGCGCACCCUGACCAAAACCCGUCGCCAUACACGGGACCUCGACCAGAUCAAGGCCGACCUGCUCUCGCCCAAACAUCUGUCGCAGUGGAAGGAGACGAAGGCGACGGAGGACCUGCCGGGCCUGGGAAAGUGGUACUGCACGGAGUGUGCCAAGUGGUUUGACACCGAGUCAAGUAUGGUCCUGCACCAGAAGGGCAAGCCCCACAAGAGAAGAGUCAAGCAGCUGAAGGAGGAGCCCUAUACCCAGAAGGAGGCCGAGGCGGCGGCGGGCUUGACUACCAACAACGUAGGCCCCAGUCGAACCACUGCCGGAGGGGACGACGAUAUGGCCAUGGCAACUUGA
Molecule: messenger RNA, 360 nt
Organism: Neoarthrinium moseri
Lineage: Eukaryota; Fungi; Ascomycota; Sordariomycetes; Amphisphaeriales; Apiosporaceae
Exons: 2
Coding region: 1-360 (119 amino acids)
Molecular function (GO): nucleic acid binding; zinc ion binding
Source: RefSeq, a predicted model, not a curated record